Hevea brasiliensis (rubber tree) is the source of this 1998-nucleotide messenger RNA. Its product is annotated as homeobox protein knotted-1-like 1. The transcript is spliced from 5 exons. The coding region runs from base 857 to 1825 and encodes 322 amino acids. NCBI's taxonomy places the organism in Eukaryota, Viridiplantae, Streptophyta, Magnoliopsida, Malpighiales, Euphorbiaceae. Gene Ontology annotation, molecular function: DNA-binding transcription factor activity, RNA polymerase II-specific; DNA binding. Gene Ontology annotation, cellular component: nucleus. The record is from RefSeq and is a predicted model, not a curated record. Gene Ontology annotation, biological process: regulation of DNA-templated transcription.
UACUGUUUUCCAUCGUGUAAAGAACGUGCGUACGCACAUACAUAGUACAUAGCUGAAUGCCUCUCUCUCUCUCUCUCUCUCUCUCUCUCUGUGUAAACUUUUCAGUGCCUGUUUCCUCUUCAUGCUCUCUCUAUCUAUCUAUCUCUGUACACUUUAUCUAAGCCCUCUUCUUGGAAAAGAAAGCAAGGUCUGGUCUUUUUCCAAUAUCUAGUUCAGGUUUCUUCAUGCGAUUAGGACUUGGAGUCUGUAGUAAUGGGUUUUUCAAAGCUCACUUGGGUUUUAUUCUGCAUCUACUCUUCUUCAACUCCAAGCUUUUUUUAAUGGUGUUUUAUUGUUACUACUUCGUAUCAAACUUCUCACUUCUCUUCUUGGUUUUACCGUUUACAGCUUAGAUCGUUUUUUUUUUUUUUUUGAACUGCAGUUUUUGCGUUACAAGGCCCAUAGGGCAAAGAUCUUGCGAUCUUAUUCCUAAUACAUUAAUACUUAUAUUGUAUUAUUUCUAGCUUUAGAACAGCAAGACGAAGAAAACAAGAUCAGUACUAACUGUAUUUUUCUGUCCAAUUCUCUCUCUCUCUCUCUCUCUCUCUCUCUCUCUCUCUGUGGAUUAUUGGGCUUGCAGUACUUCUUGGUGGCUCUUCUUAAGUCUUCGUGCUUGAAGAGAUUUGCCCGACUCACUUUGGUUUCGGGUCUUUUGAUAUGCCCGAAGAUAUUGCUGAUCUUAGUGGCUUGCUCAGCUGGAUCACCAGGUUAAAGUUCUCUUGAAAAAGUUCUGGUCGUUUCAAGAUCAGUCAAGCUUUUGCUGUUUCAAUUCAAGAUUGAUACUUAUUAGCACCGUCUUCUGCAUGUGUCAACACCCAUGGAGGAUUUGUAUAGGCUUAAUCCUACUAUAGGGUGUUCAGAUGAUAUUGUUACAGUUGAAAAUUUCCCUUCAAACUUCACUGCUUCUACGACUACUACCACUGCUAAUCACGAAUUCUACACUUCAGUUGGUAAUUUACUUCAAUUUCAAGCGGGUAAUCAUGCUGAAGUUUUUGAAUCACAUAUGGUUGAUCUAAACAAGACCCAGAUCUCCAAUCACCCUCGUUAUCCAGACCUAGUGUCUGCCUACAUAGAAUGCCGAAAGGUUGGUGCACCACCAGAAAUGGCGUCUCUUCUUGAACAAAUAGGCAGAGAGAACUAUUCAAUCAAGAGUUGCAGCAGCGAAAUAGGAGCUGAUCCAGAGCUCGACGAGUUCAUGGAAUCAUAUUGUGAGAUACUCCAUAGAUACAAGGAGGAGCUAUCAAGGCCGUUCGAUGAGGCGACUACAUUCUUGAGCAACAUAGAAUCACAACUGAGUAAUCUUUGUAAAGGAACACUGACAAAAACCUUUGAUUAUGGCUCUGAUGAAGCAGCAGGAACUUCAGAGGAGGAGUUGAGCUGUGGUGAGGUUGAGGCAUCAGAAAGUCAAGAAUCUUCUGGUGGCCGUUCUCAUGAUCAGGACCUUAAAGGAAUGCUCUUGCGCAAGUACAGUGGCUAUCUUAGUAAUUUGAGAAAGGAGUUCUUAAAGAAAAGAAAGAAAGGCAAACUACCGGAGGAUGCAAGGAUGAUUCUUUUGGACUGGUGGAGUAAUCAUUACAAAUGGCCAUAUCCUACGGAAGAGGAGAAAGCGAAGUUAUCAAAGAUUACUGGACUAGAUCAAAAACAGAUAAACAACUGGUUCAUCAACCAGCGGAAGCGGCAUUGGAAGCCAUCUGAAGAUAUGAGAUUUGCUCUUAUGGAUAGUGUCAGCAGCAGCAUGGGAGGGCAUUCCUACUUUGAUGCUGGAGGUGGAGCUACAGGGGACUGACAUUUGAUCUUUUGGUUUUAAUUAAACUAUCCUCAUCUUCUACUCACAUUAUUAAAGCAAAUUUAUCUGAAAAUUUUCUUUUUUGUAAUAUUUUUGUGGAACAUGCAUACAUGUAAAGUUAACUACGUACAAGUCAUAUGCUACCAUAAUCAUUUGGUUUCAUUUUUAUGUCA